This is a messenger RNA of Spirodela intermedia, 4541 nucleotides long. The record is from the annotation of a GenBank genome assembly. NCBI's taxonomy places the organism in Eukaryota, Viridiplantae, Streptophyta, Magnoliopsida, Alismatales, Araceae.
AUGGCGCCGGCGACGGCGCGGACGAGGGUGGGGCCCUACGAGCUCGGAAGGACGCUGGGGGAGGGGACGUUCGGCAAGGUCAAGUUCGCUCACCACACCCGCACCGGAGACAUCGUCGCCAUUAAGAUCCUCGACAAGGACCAAGUCCUCCGCCACCAAAUGGUCGAGCAGGUAGGCUCCCGCCAUCUCCGUAUCUGUACACUCGGUCUCUUCACCCCUGCCAUGAUCGCACAUUUAUUUGGUGAUUAGCAUUUUCUAGAGUUAACGUAUCGGAUAUCAAUUAUUCCCGGGUGCUAAUUAUGGAUUGGCACCUGGUCAACUCUGUUCUCUCUCCCUCUCUCUCCUCUCGUUUGCGCCGUUAGCCGGCGGCGAUGGUGGAAACGUGGCGGCCCGAACGGUGGACCGACAGAGAGGAUAUCACGGCCCUUCUCUCCCCCUCUCCAUCAUGUCCAUCUGCACCGUAUCUCUCCCGCCGCCCCCUCCCCAGAUAGAAGUAGUGAGAGGGAAGACAGAGAAACAGGGCCAUCGGCCGUUUCCCUUUCCUACCUCUCUCCCUCUGCUCAUCCUCGACGGUACAAUCCGACUAAAGAUGCAUUAACAAUAUGAACCCUUUCAAGUAUUCUAAUAUUGCUUCUCUUUUCUAUUCAUUUAAAACGUUAUGCAUAAUAAAUUGGACAUUAUCGAGCAGCUUGGAAAUCCUUUGAACGUUAUCGAGCAGAUAGAUGGUUUUUGUAAUUACUAGUUCAGAGAUUGGAGGGCUCAUAUUCAGCUUAUGCUGAUGUGUUCGUCAUCAUCAGUAUGCCUUUUUUCUGAGUAAAUCUUACAAAGCUUUUGUGUUUUUGCCAGAUAAAGAGAGAAAUCUCCACUAUGAAACUAAUCAAGCAUCCAAACGUAGUCAACAUCUAUGAGGUAUUGUGGAAUUGGUCUCCUGUUUACACGGCUACUAACACACUGGAUCUGUGAUCCUGAUGUUUGCCUUUAAUUUUUUAAUGCAAUAAUUAGCUAAAAAAAUGUAAUCCAGCCAUGUGAUGCCAUAUUUUAUUAUUUGUGGUUCCAUUAUAAAUUUAGCUCUGUCAUGUAAUGUUUAUCAUCUAUUAUUGUCUGUCCUCUCUCACUUCAUCAGAUAAAUAAUUUCCUGCUUUAUGGGUUACUAAAUAAUAUAGGUCACUUUCAUCAAAUAUGUUAUUAUUUUAUUUAUUUUAAAUAAAAUGGAAUCAUUAUUUUACUUGUAUGCUCGGUAACAAUAGAUUGGCCAUUAAGUGAGUUUUUAUUCAUGCAAUGUACUUACACAAUUUCAUUACCAACCCUAGGUGAUGGGGAGGAAGACGAAGGUAUAUAUUGUUCUUGAGUUCGUAGAUGGAGGUGAACUAUUCGACAAAAUUGUAAGUUUUCCUUGUUUCUGAAAAAUGACGGAAUUAAAUAUCGGUUAUGCUCUUCCAGUUGAUGUUUGCCUCAAUUUUUUUCACUCUUGUGAGUACUACCGAUUAUAAUUUUUUUUUAUGCCAUUAAUGAGUAGGCUAAACUUGGAAGGCUCAAAGAAGACGAAGCUAGGCGAUAUUUUCAGCAGCUUAUCAAUGCUGUGGAUUACUGUCACAGCAGAGGAGUCUACCACCGAGAUCUGAAGGUUCAACAGUGAUUUUUGGCUUCUUUUAUUGUUUUAACGCGUCUGAAUUUUUGGAUUCCCCUUUUCUUAAGUUUUUUUCGUAUUCUGAUGAUUUCCUGUUCCUUGCAGCCCGAAAAUCUUCUUUUGGAUUCACAUGAUGUCCUCAAAGUUUCAGAUUUUGGCUUGAGCGCAUUUUGCCCAAAAAUGAAUGUAAGAAUUUUCUUUCUUCCCAUUGGAGCAAAAUCACCCCCCUGAGUCUCUGAAAGGCUACGCACCCAACUUAUUUCAGCCCCAUAUUUCUUGGUUUUUUUUUCUGUUUUUUUCUUCUUACAUACGUCGUUAUUUUUAUUUUCAUUGAUUCUGAUUUUAUUUAUAUAUAAUUAUAAAUAUUCCCAUAGUUUGCUUUAUUCAUUCAAGGGGCUAUAACUUUGGCAAAAACAAAAGCUAUAAAUAUUUCCUUGGAAUCUUAUCCAAUGUACCAUUGCAGGAAGAUGGGCUACUCCAUACUACAUGUGGAACCCCGAAUUACGUUGCUCCUGAGGUAUAAACCUCAUUCUUCGUGUUCUCUUCCUGACAGGAGAUCCCACUCUGCAGCUUCUGAUGCGUUUACUCUCUCAGGUACUCGAUAACAAAGGGUAUGGCGGAGCAGCAGCCGACGUAUGGUCCUGCGGUGUAAUUCUCUUUGUUCUCAUGGCUGGUUACUUGCCAUUUGAUGAGCCAAACCUUAUGGCUUUAUAUAAAAAGUUUAGUAUUUUUAUAGCAUUCUUCCACCUUUUUCUUCACUGGGUCUAUUCGAAAGAAGACGAACUCAUGUUCAGAUAUGCAAAAUGCAGAUCUAUAGAGCGGACUUCACGUGCCCGCCGUGGUUUUCUUCUGGUUCAAUGAAAUUGAUCAAGUCCAUACUAAAUCCAAACCCACUCACCGUAAGUUUCUUUACUUAAUCCAUUAUUUGUAAAGAUAAUGACUGCCAAUGUCUGCACUUUGACCAAGUUAUCUUGAAUUAUAUUCACGGUUACUUCCUAGUUAUCCUGCCUUCACAUAUAAUCUGAUUCUAUCGGUGUCUUCAAUGCAGAGAAUAAAAAUUUCAGAAAUCCUGGAAAAUGAAUGGUUUAAGAAGGGAUAUAAGAGUCCGGAUUUUGAGAAAGGGAAGGAAGUCAGCCUCGAUGAUGUUGACGCUGUGUUCAAUGAUUCGGAGGUACGACCUUGUCAAAACCCUUCUCUUGACCUUCAGAGGUGGAAAUUUAAUAUCUAUAUAUAUAAAUAUAUGUCCGUCAACAUCUUGAAUUUUUUUAACGAUGAUCGCCGUUUACAUUUCCUCCAUAGGAGCACUUUGUUAUGGAGAAGAGAGAGAAACCUGAAUCAUUGAAUGCGUUUGGGCUGAUCUCAAAGUCACAAGUCUUUAACCUCGGAAAACUAUUCGAGAAUGAUGCGGUACGUUGACUCGCUGGAUGCAUGGUCGUCUAGGCCUAGUUAGUCACCAUGGUAGAUUCGAAUAGCUCAAGUUCACUUACGGUAAGACCCAUUUGCUUGCUUACCACCAAAGCAGAUAAUGGAUGAAACUAAGAAAUUUCAUGUGUUUAGCUCCAUUUCCUGAUCAAUUGAGCUAAAACUAGGAAGAAUAAAAGGAAUUACUUUUUUAAGAAAACGUAAUAUUUUCUGUCUUUCUCAUGGAUCACAUCUGUUUAGAAGAAAAGAAAAGAAAUUAAGAAUAUGCAAUCUUCUGCCCCUUGUAAGCCCGCGUUUCUUGACUCACUCGUCGCAUUCUGCAGGCUGCCAUCAAGAGGGAGACACGGUUUACUUCCCGAUGCUCUCCAAACGAAAUACUAUCUAAAAUCGAAGAAGCUGCCAGGCCCCUUGGUUUCAACGUGCGUCAGCACAACUACAAGGUAAUAUCAUCGCUGACUUGGGAUCGUGGUUAUCAUUUGAAAUGAUACAAAUAUCAAUCACACGUUGUUCAGAUGAGGCUGCAAGGUGACAAGACGGGAAGAAAGGGAUGCGUAUCUGUGGCUACCGAGGUACUCUGAGUUCUUCCUCUUGUGCUCUCCCCAGAUGUUCAUUUAUUUAGCCUUUUGGAUGAAUUUUGAUGAGAAAAUGGGAUGGUGAUCAGAUAUCGUAUCAUAGAAUGUGGGUGAUCUUGGUCUUAUGACCAUGGUUUUUGUCUAUAAAUAUAGUUAUCUGGGUAUAAUAGUUGGUGAUCUUAGCCUAUCAGCAUGGUUUUUAGGGCAUCUUGCACUAGAAUGCAGGGUAUAAAAGCUGCUGAUGUUAUUAAUAUGUAGCAGUAUGGAUCUUCGUUAAUUGCAUCAUUAAUUAUGAUUCAAUAUCUUCGCAUAUAGAAGGAUUUAAUAUCUUCAUAUUUGUGUACUUUUUUAUUGUAUUUAUCUAAAUAUACUCUUAGAGACCUCACCUAGCGUGUACCUGAGAUGAUAGAAUAUGUCUUUAAUUGACUGAUAUGGUCCAUAAACAAACCAACAAAAUAAUAUCUAAAAUAUAAAUGACCAUUUGACUUAGUUUUAGCGUUGACCUUCUGCCGACUAUUUUGAUGAUUCAUGAAAAAAAUUAUAUUACGCAAACGCAUAUUUUAAAACUGGCCCACAAUUUUUUUUGUUCAAAUUCAUGUCACUUUAUCAUUAUUGACUUUGCCCCUCCUCUGUUGACUUGUGAUCCUUUCAUCAGGUCUUCGAAGUGGCCCCUUCUCUCCACAUGGUUGAAGUCCGCAAGACUGCUGGUGACACUUUGGAGUUCCACAAGGUAAGCUAUUUAUCUAUAUAUAUAUAUAUAUAUAUAGAUCUAUGUAAAUAUAGAAAAUCUGGGUUUAAUUUGAUGGAUCUGGGUGCUCGUGUCUCAAAACCAAUGGCAGUUCUACAAAAGCUUCUCUUCAGGCCUGAAAGAUAUCGUGUGGAAAUCUGAAGCCAACGCCGAGGAGGAGAAGAGGGGGUAA